GUCUGUUCACGGGAGGAACAACCGAUCGUGUGUUGAGAAGUAAGGUAGAAUCGCUGUCGCUCGUUCGCGCGGUUCCCGUCGUCGCGGAACUGAAAUUUUCUCUCGCGAACAAAAACAAAGAGGUGCAAUAACGAACAAUAACAAUAACAGCAGCAUAGUAGCAAUAAACUGUGGGUAGCGCAAGCAGAGCGAAGAACUAAAGGAAAGCUGCUAGAAACGUGAGCGCGCGCGGUUUCCGAACGCACGUGAAAGUGGAGGUGCACUUUGUGUUGAUAAUUUUUGUUUGGCAAAAAGAUUACGAAAAUUCGGAAGUGAAAACGAAGAAUUUUAUUGAUACCUAUCAACAAGACAACGCAAGCUCUGGUGCACCAAACUAAAAGUGUAUCCAAGCUGUAGACGACGCAGUGCCCGGGUGAAAUUUGAUUACUGCCAACAACCAUACACCACUCAUCAACUGCUUCUCUGUUGCGCAAAAAAAAAAACAGCAGAAAAAAUACACAUACUGGUGAAAAUAAAUUAAUGAAUGGUUGGUUUCUUUCACCCUCCGGUUGUUGUUGGGGGAUUUUACAACUGUUUUUCCAACUGCGCGAGUUUUAUGUUUUUUUUUUUUGCAACAACGAAGAUGUGAUUGUUUGCCAUAUCCAUCUAUCUCCUAUGUGAGGAUCUUGACCAAGCGAAAUAGCAAUGCAUGUUGUGGAAAAGUUGCAAACAACAACAAAAAGAAGAGUACCAGAUUGGUUGUGAUAACACGUGUUUGGAAUCCUUGAAGCCACCCAUUCAGUGUGAAGAGCAGUGAAACUUUGUCAAAGAGUCCGUGUGUAGUUGAAACCGAGCGAGCGAGAAAAAAAUAAGUGAGUGCACGAAUGAUCGAUCGAUCGAUCGACAAAAAACCCCCCAACACACGAUAACAAGAGGGCAUCUCGAAUUGUUGUUCAAUAAAAAAAAAUUGCUUUUGCCGAGCGAGUGAAAUCGAAAAGGAAAAAUUGUUCCGACGUAUCGAAGCGAAAAAAUGGAAUUUAAUUAAAAUCCGAUCUGCACACCGUUUGCUAUAGCCUAUUAGUAAUAGUUUGUUUGAUUGUUCGUUCAUACAAGUAACAAGGUGUUUUGUGAAGCAGGGAGUUGCGUGAGUUGCCCUUGUAUUGCUGGUUCGAAUCAAAUCGAAUUAGAAGGGUUAAUAAAAUAAAAGUCGACAGUGCGAUAUAAAAAAAAAAGUGGUGAUUUACGAUUGUAGGCAAACGGUGCAGUGAUUUGGGUGCCCGAACAAGCGAUGAACCCAUGCCCAUGCGAUCGUUUUACGUACAAAUGUACAUCAGUGCGUACCUGAAGUCUGCGUGGGAAUGCAACGACUGUGGAAUGUAAAAGCCCGGUUGCAGAGCAUCGAUUUGGAUUUCGUGUGAAUCGUGGUGCUGUUUGCGUUUUUUUGCACACAAUAAGUGACCAGUUUUGGAGCGACCAGAGACGGAGGACCUGCGGAGGAGGAAUGGCAAUGUGGUGAAGUUUUCCUAUCAGCCAUUCGACCGACGAUUCAUCGACGACGACAAUGAACCUACUGAGUGCGCGAGAUUUGGCGGACCUACUGCGGCUAAGACGACAAUCGAACGUUCCAACAGAGACCAUUGGAUCGACCGGGUAAUGACCAGGUCCGAUUACCUAGUCCGAUUACCUAGUCCGAUCUUCUGAAGUGCGCGUAUUUUGACCCGUUUAUUAGCGACUUAAUAGUGUGAUCAAAAUGUAGACAAACGCGGCGACCGUUGUAUUUCGUGAGUGAUUUUCUUAAAUCAUAAAGAAGAAGCAGAGGAAGAAAACGUCCGCCAAUUGCUUAGUACAGAGUGUGAAUGGUGAAACCGCAGCAGUAGUGUGAUCUAGUUGUGCAAUUGUUUGUUUGAGUGAUUGGUGCCGAGGCCCACGAGCACAGUAAAGGAAGAUGAUGGGUUGCAGUCGGGUGAUCAUCAUCCUGCUGAUGGUGCUCACCGCUUGCAAACUUGCCGAUCCGGUACGAUUGAACGGCGGAAAUGCCACUACCGGUGGCGAUGAAGAUUCUCUAGUGCUUGGCGGAAGCGAACGAAGAACCCCGCCGUCGUCGCGUCAAACUGAAGUGCAAUAUGUUGCUGCUAGCCGUGGUGGAUCGUCCACGGUGACGACAUCGACGCUAUCGCCGCCAUUGGUGAAAGGGAGCAGCGGUAGUACGACUCCGACGGCGUCGAUUGCAUCGCAGCUGGAUGGCCGAUCUUCGCCAGAUGCCACCGACAAUCUAAAUGAAUCCACCACCUACUCGGCUCCGACGAAACGUCGCAAUGUCAACCGGGACAAUAAGCUGAUGUCGGUGUUGCAAGCUCGACGAACGGCACUGUCCAGGGAUCGUUGGCAGAAGGAGUACCAUCCGUCGUCCUCUUUGAAGCUUCAUCGGCACACAAAUCCGGCCGUGAAUUUAGUUGAGGAUAGUAGCACUCCGGAGUCGAAUUUGAUCAUACCACCGGAGUCACGGAUUGCUGGAGUGGACGAGUUUCUUGAUACGGACGAAUCGAUCCAUGGGAUGUACGUGGUGAAUCCGAGAACCGGGAAAAUUGCUCUGCAGCAUACGGGACCGCAGAUCAAGUUGGCUAAGGAGACUAAUAACUUUGUAGUGCAGCAUAGCAAUAAGACCGAGGAGAGCACGAAGCUUACAUCAACGAAGCCUUUCCCCGGAAGGAGUUCGUAUUACGAUGGUAGGGGUAAACGGACUCGUGAUCGGAAGACGUUUCCGACUUCUACGGAAAGGGCAGUAGACGACAGUGAAUUGGUGCCGUAUCAAUUCUUUGGACAGAAACUGGUGCCUUCCAGAAAGACCGAGGAUUCUAGGAAUCAGGUUGUUCUUACAAAGGGUACACGAUUGAAUAAGCUAAAGGAGGAUUCGUUGGAGAUGCUGGAAAUGUCAGCUCCAAAACCUUCAACGGAGAAGAACAAAUUCUGGCAAACACGAUUGGCGUAUCAGACGAGGAACGUUGUGGCGUUCAAUAACUACCUGAGGCGGAACAAGGAUGGAAUCUACGGAGUAACCCCUGUGCCUGCGACGUCUACAACGACAUCAUCCACAGAGAACUCGGUCCACUCGGAUUCACUGACAAACUCAAUGAUUGCGUUGAGCAAUCUUUCCGAAGGCCCAGUAGAUCCGAAGCAAGUGUUCUCCAGAAGUGCCAACUUUACAACGUCAAGUAGGAGCGAGCGAAUCGUGCAGAGUACAACCGCAAACAGCACGACUACAGAUUCCAGCAAAACGACAACGGAAAUUCCAGCGAAUCACAAACCAGACGACGAGCUGCCGGGACUUUUCAGCCCGACCGGACUCGCCGAGAUCUCUAAACUGAUCAUCAACUAUCCGGAUGAUGCCACACCGGAAGAUCUGUACCACGCGAAUAGCUAUCAACCAGUGGCGGACACGGUUCAAGGUCCUACCACAACCGAAAAAUUGUAUCCAGUUCCUGAAACGACACAAACGAUCGUAGAAGACUACGAAACUCCUAGAAAUAUGGUUUCCAUUCCAGAUAUCAAUCACAUUUUCCAGAAUCUUUCGACUAGAAGUACGACAACAACGACUACAGAGAUGCCAAUACCUGUUAAGAGGGCGUCUCUUGCAGAGACCGAGGCCAAAGUUAGUACAGAACAGUACGUGCCGGUAACGGUUACGCUGUCUACGACCAGCACGACCGUGUCCACACCGGAGCUGACCACAACCCCCACCACCGAGCCAUCGACUUCGAGUAGUACUUCGACGGAGUCUACCACCACCACAACUACUACCACCACCAGUACUACUACACCUCGUCCCACAACACCAUCGACCUAUCGAACACCCGUGGAAGUCUUCACCGAACCGAUCACCGAAGUCUACCCGGAGGUCAUCUACGAGGAGCCAGACUACUCCAAUUCCACCGACUCCGGAUUCAACCCGAUUCUAUCGCACGUGUUUCCAAAACUGACCAAAAACCCCUUGCCCUCACGCCCACCAACGUUAAUGGAUUUUUCUGUCACGUUCAGUUCUCCACCUCCAUUGACGCAUGACGCAAGUCAACCAGCUCUGGCUGGAACCAAAAAACCGACGAUCGCAUUCGAAGGAGUCUUGCUGCAGCACAACAGUGACGUGGUGAUCGAGAUGCGCAAAAUGAACACGGCCACAUUCAUCUUGGCUGGACUUGGGAUGCUGCCGAUCGUGAUCAUCAUUCUGUACGUGAUCAAAGCAGCCGUUUGUAAGCGAGAAAACAAGGUCUCACAUGACUUGGAACGGUACAUCCCGGAUGGUCAGCCACCGAUCAGUCCGGUUGUUAGGUUGGAGCAAUCGGACACGUCCAGCGUGGCAGAUGAAUCGAUCAUUACGGAUCGGGACUUUAAUCGAAAGAAUUUGAGGUUCAAGAGUUUGUUAGGGGAGGGGAACUUUGGACAGGUUUGGAAAGCGGAGGCAGAUGAUCUGGCUGGACAUUUUGGAUCAACCAGAAUUGUGGCAGUCAAGACGGAGCGGAGUGACAAUGGAAAUGGGGAAUUGAAGACGGAAGCGGAUAUCAUGCGAAAGUUAGGAUCGCAUCCAAAUGUGGUGACGCUGCUGGGGGCCUGUUUGGAGCAAGAACCACAACUGCUGAUAAUGGAGUACGCCAUGCGAGGCCGGUUAUUAUCGCUGCUGAGGGCAGCACGAGGUGCUGUCAAUGGAUUGACGCCGACGAUGCAUGGUAAUCGGACACCGAUCAUGCCACUAUCGCCAAGGAGGCUAACGGGAUUUGCUCACGAUAUUGCACGGGGAAUGGAGUAUAUUGCCGAUAAGAAGAUCGUUCAUCGGGAUCUGGCAGCGCGCAACGUCCUGCUGGAUCAUAACGGAAUCUGCAAGAUCUGUGAUUUUGGCAUGUCGAUCGAUCUGGAGAAGAUCAAGUCAUCGCAGGCGCACAUCCGGGUGCCUCGAUCACAUCAUAGUGAGUCAAGAUUCAAGUUCGAUCUGAGUGCUCGAUCAUUCGGCAUAGGAAGGCAUCACAGCCACGGACACCAUGAGGGAUUGGGAAGGCACGGCAAUCAUGGCGGCCGUGGGCACGAUACCAAGAGCCGUCCAGCACUGCCGAUCCGGUGGAUGGCACCGGAAGCGUUGCAGUAUCACAUCUUCUCUCGUGAGACGGACGUUUGGGCCUUUGGCAUUGUACUGUGGGAAAUUGCUACUUUAGGAUGCACUCCAUAUCCAAGUUUGUCCGGUCGGGAGGUAGUUCGAAGUGUUCCGAACGGAGCUCGACCGGAGAUUCCUCCAGACUGCCGUCCGGAGCUGUACGAUCUGAUGCAACGAACUUGGCGGAAGGAUCCUAGACAGAGGCCAUCCUUCUCCGAGUCUCGAAAUUGCCUAGCGAGGACACUUUGCCAGUGGCAGCUGGAGGAAACGGACACCUCCAACACGUCGGAAUACUUGGACGUCAGUGGUUUCAGUGAAGAUCUGGAGCAGGGAAUGGUCUACUUCAACCGACGGAUUUCCGAGUUCGAGUGUGAAAUCUAGGAAAAGUGCCCUAAAAUCCCAGCGUAGUAUUACUCGUGUUACUUUCAGAUCCCCGCCCCCUUUUAUACCUUACACUUGGAUUAAUUUAUUCCCAAGACACAAACCUUUGAAUUGUAUCGCUUUGUCGCGACUUGUUGUUGGCUUGCAAUUUCCAUCUAUCGUUUUCCUGGCGAAAACCAGCUGGAAAUGUUUCAUCAUUCGGAAUGGAUCCGCGUUUGUGUUUUACCUACUCUCAAAUGUCAUUGGCAAUCUUACUUCCCUAUUGUAAAUAUACAUUUUUCCUCCCUCUUUGAGUGAGUGUGCGUUUGCAAAAUAUUCACUCACACACACACACACACACACACACACGCACAUACAUUUACCAAGCAACAUGGGAAAAUAGCAAAUUUUCACCGAUUUCUCGCGAAUAACGCGAGACAUCGAAUAUUUAACGUUUUGUGAAUAGACAUACAUACAUACAUUCAUCACGAAAUAUUGUUUUAUUUGGAGUUUUCGGUAAGGAUUCGAAUCAAUUCGGAAAGCAGUGAUAAACGCGCAUAUAAGUUAUAAUUCAUAAGCACAAGUGAAAUGCUUUAUAGAAACAGACGGAGACUCGAGAGAGAAAGAUAGUAGAGCGAGAUAGAAGGAUGAUAUAUGAAAAAUAAUUUCAUGCAAGAAAUUUGUAAAUUUUUAAUUCAUCACGAUCACAAAAACAAAGGAAGGAACCACGCGAGGGUUUCUCGAUUCCAUGUGAAUGCAUCAUGCAAAAAUGAUUUUAUUAUUAUUUUUAUUGAUAGUUAUUUUUGUUUUUUUUUUGUUAAUUCUUAGACUCGAAUCAGGAAGAAGCACGUUCUUCUCUG
Molecule: messenger RNA, 6336 nt
Organism: Ochlerotatus camptorhynchus
Lineage: Eukaryota; Metazoa; Arthropoda; Insecta; Diptera; Culicidae
Gene: Tie
Product: Tie-like receptor tyrosine kinase
Exons: 7
Coding region: 1925-5497 (1190 amino acids)
Biological process (GO): multicellular organism development; cell surface receptor protein tyrosine kinase signaling pathway; positive regulation of kinase activity
Cellular component (GO): signaling receptor complex; plasma membrane
Molecular function (GO): ATP binding; transmembrane receptor protein tyrosine kinase activity
Source: RefSeq, a predicted model, not a curated record